Messenger RNA from Didymodactylos carnosus, 277 nucleotides. The record is from the annotation of a GenBank genome assembly. NCBI's taxonomy places the organism in Eukaryota, Metazoa, Rotifera, Eurotatoria, Philodinida, Philodinidae.
AUGUCUAUACUUAAUUUUAAUGUUGGCGUACUUGGACAUGUCGAUUCGGGAAAGACAAGUCUUGCUAAAGCUUUAAGUACUGUUGCUAGUACAAAUGCAUUUGAUAAAAAUCCACAAAGUCAAGAACGUGGAAUAACACUUGAUCUUGGUUUUUCAUCAUUUACAAUGGAUAUACCUGAACAUUUAAUGAAUAGUAAUUAUAAACAAUUACAAAUUACUUUAGUCGAUUGUCCAGGACAUGCAUCUUUAAUACGAACAAUUAUUGGAGGUAAAUUAG